UUGUUUACUCCGUUUUCUGACAGAAUCACACGCUCUCUCACUCUCUAUCGCUACCGUUACAAAAAAUUAUGGGUGUUUCAUUUUCAUUUUCAUUUUCCAUAUAUACAUGCACCUAUACUUACAUUCUAAUAAACAUUGUGUAUAUGUGUUUUAAUUGAACUUGCGGUCGGCGGUUUUGAUUUAUCAUUGAGCGGUUUUUGUUCGUCGGGGAUCCACCGGUGGAAGUUCUUUUUUUCAAGUCUUCAGUCAGAUCAAUAAGGGUGUCAUGUCGAAUAGAGGAUUAUCGUCAUUGGAAAUUGGUUCUUUGCCCAAGUUCAAGCCCAGGAAAGUCUCUGCAGUUCGAGAUUUCCCACCUGGGUGUGGCCCCAGUGCUAAGCCAGUGGAUUUGAAGUUUGCAAAAAAUGACCAUGUUGGGACCGGUGUUGUGGAGGCUGGCGGUAUAAUAACUUCCAAAGGGACUAAUGGUGUUGAGAAUUUUGCAACAGCUGAUAUGGAGUCAAAUAGGUUUCAAAAUUCUGAAAUAGCCAACAGUAUGGAGGCAAAUGCAGGAUUGCAUAAUGACUUCAAAAAUAUUUCAAUGAAGGAAGUGAUAGAAGCUGAAGGUCAGAAUAUGAAGGGGUUAAAUGGGGCGAAAGAUUUGGCUUUGGUUAAAUAUAUAGGUUCAGAGGAGGUGAAACCUGUCAUGGUAAUUGGUGGUUCUCAAUUGUUGUCAUCUCCCAAAGAGCCAAUUUUUAAUGACAGUGUUAAGCAGGGAACUUCUGUUGGGCAUAAGGAUAAAUUCCAUCGUAGAAGAGUGUCUGCUGUUUGUGAUAUUCCUCCAUCCUGUGGCCCAAAUGCUCCUCAACCUACCAAAGAAGGACGGCAGAUGAUUAGUCGUGGAAAUGGUUGUGUCGAUGGCGUUAAAAUUUUUAAAGUUGAAACGGAUGGGACUCGGACAUGGAAAAAUCUGGAAAGAGGGGAAUUGAUGGAGACACGGAAAAUAUCUGAAACCCAAUCUGUGGGUGGAGUUGAAAAGGAUGAAGUCAGAACAGAAGCAACCAAAACAAGUAGAGGAAAAAUUGGAGAAAAUGUGAGGAGGAGGCCUUUAUCAUGGCAACUCGAAUACAAAGCUUUUGCCAAAAGAAGUAAAGUUGAGAGAGACAUUUCAGGGGGACCAUCCAUGAAGAAGAAAGCAAUCCCUGUUCUUACUGGAAAUCUGGGUGCAUUGAUCCUCAGGGAUAAAAAAUGUCAUUGUGCUCUUUAUGAAAAUCCACCCUCAAAUUCUCGUGCCAGUUAUGCAACACAUAAUUUUUAUGUUAGCGCUACUGAACAUUCUAGUCAUGGUGAUGCCCGUAAUAGAGUGAUAGAGACUCUUCGAUUGUUUCGUUCUAUUUGCAGACAGUACUCUCAAGAUGAAACAAAGUCCGAGAAUCAAUUAAAGAGGAUUGAUCUUCAAGCAGCAAAAAUUAUCAAAGCAGCAAAAAGGGAAGUUAACACAGGCAGGCCAAUUUUGGGAGAAGUACCAGGAGUUGAAGUGGGAGAUGAAUUUCAAUACAGAGUCGAGCUUGCUAUUGUUGGCAUUCACCGCUUAUACCAGACUGGUAUAGAUUCAAUGAAGCACAAUGGAAUAUCAGUUGCAAAUAGUAUUGUUGAUGCUGGGGUUUAUUCUGGUGAUAAGCAUAAUGCUGAGGUAAUGAUAUACUCUGGACAUGGGGGAAACAUAGUUGGGAAGAAUAAGCAACCUGAAGAUCAGAAGCUCGAGAGAGGAAAUUUGGCCUUAAAGAAUAGUAUAUCAACGAUGAAUCCCGUUCGUGUUAUCCGAGGAUGGAAAGAAACAAAUCGUUCAGGUAAGCUAGUCACAAUGUAUGUUUAUGAUGGCUUGUACACAGUGAAUAGGUAUUGGCAAGAAACAGGGCCUCAUGGGAAGCUGGUUUUUAUGUUUGAGUUGAGGAGAAUUCCCGGUCAACCUAAGCUUAGACAAAAAUCGAAAAUAUAAGACGGUACUUAAUAGUUUUGGGGCUGUAUGUAGAAAAUCGUAUGAAAAUCUUUUUUCUUUUUUAGAACUGCCCUGUAAACUUUCUACUAGGGAAAAAACAACUUAUAUUGUAAAAGGAGAUUGUGAAAAGUAGAAAUAUAAAAUCAGUGAUUAUGAAUGUCUUGGUGG
Olea europaea var. sylvestris is the source of this 2143-nucleotide messenger RNA. RefSeq names its product histone-lysine N-methyltransferase, H3 lysine-9 specific SUVH6-like. The record is from RefSeq and is a predicted model, not a curated record. The transcript has 3 exons. The coding region runs from base 266 to 1975 and encodes 569 amino acids. NCBI's taxonomy places the organism in Eukaryota, Viridiplantae, Streptophyta, Magnoliopsida, Lamiales, Oleaceae.